Molecule: messenger RNA, 1338 nt
Organism: Eremothecium gossypii ATCC 10895
Lineage: Eukaryota; Fungi; Ascomycota; Saccharomycetes; Saccharomycetales; Saccharomycetaceae
Gene: COR1
Product: ubiquinol--cytochrome-c reductase subunit COR1
Exons: 1
Coding region: 1-1338 (445 amino acids)
Biological process (GO): aerobic respiration
Cellular component (GO): mitochondrion
Molecular function (GO): metalloendopeptidase activity; metal ion binding
Source: RefSeq, marked provisional
AUGUUGAGAUCUAUCGCUAGAUCCCCGCUACUGAAGAGAUCUAUUGCCACUCAGGCGGCUCCAAAGGCCGAAAUCACUGAGCUAUCCAACGGGCUAGUGGUGGCCACUGAGCCUAACAGCAACGCCGGCAGCGCGUCUGUGGGUAUUGUGUUUGGCUCUGGUGCCGCUGCGGAAAACCCAUACAACAACGGUGUGUCGCACGUGCUGUCGUCGGCGUUCAAGAGCAUUAACGGCGCUGCGGCCGCGAAGGAGGGUUUCUCGCUGUCUACUGCGGUGGAGCGCGACUUCCAGUCGUACAUUCUGGACACGGAGGCGGCUAAUGCAGGUCGCGCGCUGGACUUCCUGCAGAGCAAGUUGUUCGCGCCAGUGUCGGACGGAGCGUUCGCUAGCGUGCGCGAUGCGACGCUAAAGCGUGUCGCUGCGUUUGAGGAGCAGGAGCAUGCCGAGCGGGUGCUAGAGCACCUGCAUGCCACUGCGUUCCAGAACACCCCCCUCUCUUUGCCUAAGAGAGGUACCGUUGAGUCCAUCGAGACCUUGGAGAAGAGCGAUAUGGAGUCCUUUGCAAAGAGCCACUUUGUUGCGUCCAAUGCCGUGGUUGUUGGCUCCGGUAAUAUCUCGCAUGAGGCUCUGGUCAAGGCUGUUGAGUCCCAGCUAUCUUUGGCCGGCGGCUCUAAGCCAGUUUCCAAGAAGGUGUCCAGCUUCUUGGGCUCUGAGAUCAGACUAAGAGAUGACACUCUACCAAAGGCGUGGAUCUCCAUUGCUGCCGAGGGUGAGCCAAUCUCUUCUCCAAACUACUACGUUGCCAAGGUAGCGGCCCAGAUAUUCGGCUCGUACGUCGCAUCCGAGCCAGCCUCCAACUUGCAGGGCGUGAAGUUGUUGGACACCGUAAAGGAGUACCACCUUGCUGACAGCUUCAACCACUUCUCCCUAUCGUACAAGGAUGCUGGUUUGUGGGGGUUCUCCACUGAGAUCUCCAACAUCCACCAGAUUGACGACCUAAUGCAUUUUGCAUUGAAGGAGUGGAACAGGCUCUCUGUUUCCAUCACCGAGACCGAGGUUGCCCGUGGUAAGGCCUUGUUGAAGUUGAACCUGGCCACUGCUGCUUCUAGCAACGCUGCUGCCGCCACUGCAUUGGGUGCGCAGACCCUGGCUACUGGUAGCAAGCUAGCCCUAACGGAGGUCUUCGCUAAGAUUGACGCUAUUACCGCCAAGGACGUUAAAAAGUGGGCUAAUGAGAGACUAUGGGAUCAGGACAUUGCCAUCGCCGGUACCGGCCAGAUCGAGGGCUUGUUGGACUACAUGAGAAUGAGGAACGACAUGUCUAUGAUGAGAUGGUAA